Molecule: messenger RNA, 1043 nt
Organism: Symbiodinium sp. CCMP2456
Lineage: Eukaryota; Dinophyceae; Suessiales; Symbiodiniaceae
Source: the annotation of a GenBank genome assembly
AUGGUUGAUGGAAGAAGAAGAUGUCCUUUCUGUCCAUUUCGGUCCUUUGCUCAACUUCGACUUCUCCGAACUCAUGUGCACAAGCACCACACCGCAAAGAAUCAGUUCGUGUACUCCGGGACCAAGCAGGUCAAAGUCAUUCUGGCACUCUAUGACCAUGCUGCGUCGUCCCAGACGUCUGUAUCGGAUUUCUUGCAGGCGAGUGCAUCUCUGAUGCGGAGAACCAUAGAGCCUGCCCUCGGAGAGCGCAUCAGUUACAUAGACAAGCAGAUAAGGCUGGUUCUCGAUGCAACGGGACCUCGAUAUGUCAAUCUGUCAGCAAUUGGUUCCACACUGCAUGUCAGACGAGCACGCAAUCUCUACUACACACACUCCUUCGCCGACCUGCUGCUCCGUGAAAUGAUCAUGGGACAUGCCCAGGUGAGAACUCUGGCCGUUCGAUGCCACAUGGCGGCCAUGGAAGCAGGGAGCAGACUGUCCACUCUCCUCCCCACAUGGACUACACGCUGGACGCCCAUGCUGGAGGAUAUCGCCAGCUCCAAUGCUUUCCAAAACAAAAUGGAGAAAAUGACGGAAGCCCUCAUGUGCGGCGAUGAGUGGCAUUAUAUUAGUAUGGAUGCCACUCUCAAACUCUGCAUGAAGGUGAUCUGCCCGAACCUGAAGUCUCUCAUGCUGGACCCGAUUCACUUGGCGAUCGUGUACGAGUACGGAUUUUGGAACAAGAAGAGUGCUGGUUCUAAACAACUUCGCCGCAUUCUCCUGAAAUUCGUUGCCGUGGACACGACUACAGACCAGCAGUACUGGCAGUCGCCGUUUGACGGCAGCAUGGCGCGACCCCUUGGUGACGAAGAAAGCAGAGUGAGGAACAUGAUCCUCGACUGCUCGAUGUCCGACAGCGACACGGCUCGCCUGCUGGACAGUCUCAAUCCGGAUGUGCCCUUCAUGCGUCGCCUUGAUUUCAUCAAAGCGGUGGCUGCAUUAUGCCGUCGGUACAAAAAUGAGGUCACACGCAAAGCGGCGGGCCCCAACAAGGAGAUCAACAA